GACUUUCUACAAACCGGAAGUUCGGCGGUUCCUGCAUGCAAACCUCACCCAUCACUAAACCAGGGACAACCAAAAUGGAUUAUUACUAUUUAUUUACUAUAUGUACAUUUAUAUAUUUGGUUGUUUUCAUGCCUUCUGCAUACAGUAAUGAUGUUGAGGCUAAAGCGAGUCAGUUCUUCAGCAGUGGCCAUACUAACAACUGGGCAGUCCUGGUCUGCACAUCUAGAUUCUGGUUUAAUUAUCGGCAUGUGGCGAACACACUGUCAGUGUACAGGAGUGUAAAGAGACUGGGCAUUCCAGACAGUCACAUCGUGCUGAUGCUGGCUGAUGAUAUGGCCUGUAACUAUAGAAACCCAAAACCAGCCACUGUGUUCAGCCAUAAGAACAUGGAGCUCAAUGUGUAUGGAGAUGAUGUGGAAGUGGAUUACCGUGGCUACGAGGUCACAGUUGAGAACUUCCUUCGAGUCCUUACAGGGCGACUCCCCCCCAGCACCCCUCGGUCCAAAAGGCUGCUGUCAGAUGACCGCAGCAAUAUUCUCAUCUAUCUGACAGGUCAUGGCGGAAACGGCUUUCUGAAGUUCCAGGAUUCUGAAGAGAUUAGCAACACUGAGCUGGCUGAUGCUUUUGAACAGAUGUGGCAGAAGAGGAGGUACAACGAGUUGCUGUUCAUUAUAGACACCUGCCAGGGAGCGUCCAUGUAUGAGAGGUUUUACUCACCAAACAUCAUGGCCCUGGCCAGCAGCCAGGUUGGAGAGGACUCCCUCUCUCACCAGCCAGACUUGGCUAUAGGGGUUCACUUGAUGGACAAGUACACCUUCUACUUACUGGAGUUUCUGGAGGAAGUUCACCCUGCUAGUCAGGCCAACAUGAAUGACCUGUUUAAGGUGUGCCCACCAAGUAAGUGCGUGUCUACUCCGGGCCACCGUACUGACCUGUUUCAAAGGGAUCCGGGAAGCGUCCUCAUCACAGACUUUUUCGGAAGUGUCCGCAAAGUGGAGAUCACCAAGGAAACCAUAAAUCUUAUGUCCCCUACAGAGGCGCUAAUGAAAAGGUCUGGAAACGCCGCUCUUCAGGUUGAAUCGUUGACGUACGUGGACCAGCUUCCAGUGGCUCAAAUUAUUCAUCAGAAACCCAAGCAGAAAGACUGGCACCCUCCAGACGGCUUUAUUUUGGGCCUUUGGACUCUUAUCUUGCUGGUGUUCUUUAAAACCUAUGGCAUCAAACACCUCAAACACAUCUUCUGAGACGGCGGCUCUCACAACACCACAGGAGUCAAGGAACCUACAGCCAUACAGUAUCUAAGGCUUCACUAUUUUCUUUUUGUUUGUGGUUGAUUUGGUCAGGAAUAAGUUUUAUUCAUCUUUUUGAUGCAGGUUUGUUGUUUUGGAGUUUUGCUUUGUAUCGUCUUUUGAAAGUGACAUGCACUGACUUUUUACUUUGAAAUGUUCUUUGUUGUUCUCAGAAGUCUGUAGUCAAAUGCAUUUGAAUUUCACACAGGUACUUUCUUUUGAACUGAACACACACUGUCAGCUCGUGGGGAAAAGAAGGGUUUUUUGUUUGUUUUUUGUUCUUUAAUUUUUUCCAGUUAUAGUUUUAUCUGCUUUUAGCCCAAGGCAGAGUUAAAUUAUUCUAUAACACUUAUAAUGUCACACAGGCAGUGGUAACUUGUAAUAAAGGCUUGAGGUUUUUGUUAUUUUUUCACAGUGUGAUAAAAUAGAGAUCUUAUUUGGGCUUGUGUAAAUAUACAGAAGCUGUAUAUGCAAUUCGUGACUACUGCUUUAUUUAAAAUGAUGCUUUAUAAUUUGCACUCUCAUUAUUUAAAAGGCUGCACUGUAUAUGUAAGUCUGGAGUGUAGGAAAUGAAAUUUAUAUAUAAAAUGUAAGAAAUCACGUUUUGCAGGAAGAAAAAAUAAAGCCUAUAUUUAGGACAUAUAAUAUUUGCAUAAGUCAUGCAGGCAAUGUCACUAAAUCUUAUUGCUUAUGAAAUGGGCUCCGGUUUCUGUAUGCAUAAUAUGAUUUCAUGUUUUUUUGGGGUGAAAUGUGACUUGGACAUUUUUAUGAGACUCACCCAGCAUCACGUAUGAGAGACACAUGGACAUCAAUCACUUCCAUGUACAUCAACCAAACAGCUCCAUUUGCCCGUGGCUGUGUCCUGCAUCUGUCCAUUAGCAUCUCCACUCCACUUUUAAAAGGGGUCGACCAAAUGCAACCUCACCAGGCAGUAAGUGUGAAUGAGAUUGAAUUUCCACAUUCUUUUAUCUUUGUCUGUCUAAUGCAUCAUUAAGUGUUGGUGGGUCAGAUAUCCAGCAUUGUUUAGGAGAUCCCGCAUCAGAGUAGCCUCUCAAACAGUAUAUGCUUUUUGUGUGAAUGCAUUAUGACAAACCUUCAAUUUCCGUUGUCUACAAUUUUCCUGUAUUUUUUACUGUGAGACUGGCAAAAGUGACAUUUUAAAUAAAGCCUCUACUCUAAAA
Misgurnus anguillicaudatus (oriental weatherfish) is the source of this 2470-nucleotide messenger RNA. It is a transcript of the gene pigk, whose product is annotated as phosphatidylinositol glycan anchor biosynthesis, class K. Gene Ontology annotation, biological process: attachment of GPI anchor to protein; proteolysis. Gene Ontology annotation, cellular component: GPI-anchor transamidase complex. Gene Ontology annotation, molecular function: GPI-anchor transamidase activity. Lineage: Eukaryota; Metazoa; Chordata; Actinopteri; Cypriniformes; Cobitidae. The record is from RefSeq and is a predicted model, not a curated record.